AGACUGAAGGGAGGAGAGGAGCCAUCAUGAAAAAUCCCCUAGCUACUACCUGAGCUGGACUAGGGGAAGGAAUUGUGCCUAGGCCUGGAAGGUGUCCACUCUGAGGAAAAAACUUACUGAAACAUCAUUAAGGGAGUGUGUGUUGGUGACUCUGCCACUGAAGUUGCCUCCAUGGAUCCUGCUUCUGUCUCACCCAGCAGCAGCUGCUCCAGUACCUGGCUUCUUGUGCUGCUGGGGAUGCUGGGGACAGCUCUGCUUGGGGCAGCUCACAGACUGGGGCUGAUCUACCAGCUCUGGCAUAAGGCAGAGCCGAAGAGUACCCGGCAUGGUGGGGAGCUUGUUGCAGAGGUCCUGAAGGCCCAUGGGGUGCGUUAUUUGUUCACGCUGGUAGGAGGCCACAUCUCACCCAUCCUGGUGGCCAGCGAGAAGUUGGGCAUCCGCGUGGUGGACACAAGACACGAGGCCACAGCUGUGUUUGCUGCUGAUGCAGUCGCCAGGCUCUCAGGGACAGUCGGAGUCGCCGCAGUAACAGCGGGACCUGGGGUAACCAACACCGUGACGGCUGUAAAGAAUGCCCAGAUGGCCGAAUCCCCGGUGCUGCUGAUUGGAGGGGCAGCUGCCACACUGCAGAAGGGCCGGGGUGCUCUCCAGGACAUUGACCAGCUGUGCCUUUUCAAGCCACUCUGCAAGUUUUGUGCGUCGGUGAGGACUGUGCGGGAUAUCGUCCCCACACUGCGAAGGGCCAUCGCAGCAGCACAGUCUGGCACCCCAGGCCCUGUGUUUGUGGAGUUCCCAAUCGAUGUGCUCUACCCAUACUACUUGGUGGAGAAGGAGCUGGGCUUCAAAGAGACCCCGCGGGGGCUGCUGGGUGGAGUCAUCAACUGGUACCUGGGCAACCACCUCAGGAACCUGUAUGCAGGGGCCUGGGAGACAAGGGACUUUUCCCCCCUUCCGGUGCAGGUGCCACAGGCCACAGCAGAGCAGGUGCAGCAGUGUGUGGAGCUGGUCAGCCGUGCCAAGAAGCCUGUUAUGCUCCUGGGCAGCCAGGUGACCCUGCCCCCAACGCCUGUGGAGAAGCUCAGGGAAGCCCUGGAGGCUCUCGGCAUCCCUUGCUUCCUGGGUGGGAUGGCCCGGGGCAUGCUGGGAAGGGACAGCUCACUACAUAUCCGCCAAAACCGCCGAGAGGUGCUGAAGGAGGCUGACCUGGUCAUUCUGGCAGGCACGGUGUGUGAUUUCCGUUUGUCCUAUGGCCGCGUGCUGAGCCGGCGCAGCACAGUCAUUGCCAUCAACCGGGACCGUGCCCAGUUGCUGCGCAAUUCUGACAUCUUCUGGAAGCCCCGCAUGGCCAUCCAAGGAGAUGCUGGCUCCUUCCUCCUGAGCCUUUCCCAAGGCCUCAAGAGUUACUCACCACCUCAGGACUGGGGAACAAGUCUGAAGGAUGGCGACCAAAGGAAGGAGAAAGCAAACCGAGAGAAGUCAGAAGAGCCCACGGAGCAGCACCUGAACCCACUCAAGCUCCUACACCAUGUGGACAACUUGCUGCCCGAGAACUGCCUGCUGGUGUCAGACGGGGGCGACUUUGUGGGGAGCGCUGCCUACAUUGUGCGGCCCCGGGGGCCCCUGCACUGGCUGGACCCAGGAGCUUUCGGGACACUGGGUGUCGGGGGAGGAUUUGCUCUCGGCGCCAAACUCUGCCGGCCGGAUUCUGAGGUCUGGAUCCUCUACGGAGACGGCUCCCUCGGCUACAGCAUCAUGGAGUUUGACACCUUCGUCCGUCACAAGACGCCCAUCAUCGCGCUGGUGGGGAAUGACGCCUGCUGGAGUCAGAUCUCCCGUGAGCAGGUCCCCUUGCUGGGCAGUAAUGUGGCCUGCGGCCUGGCCUAUGUGGAUUACCACCUGGUGGCAGAAGGCUUGGGAGGGAAAGGUUUCCUACUCAGCCGGCAGGACGAAGCCUGCAUGGACAACAUCAUCCAGGCGGCGCAGGAGGCCUGCAGGGAGGGACACCCCACCCUGAUCAAUGCCCUGAUCGGCAGAACCAGCUUCCGGGAGGGAUCCAUCUCUGUGUAGGGCUGGGGCUAGGCCUGGCAGUGCUCCCUGCCCAUGCCAGGGUGCAGCAGCCUGCCUUGGGGCCCCCUACAGACACCUGCACAGUACCCCCUUCGGCGUUUAGUUGAUCCUCCUCCUCGUUCUGGCCCCAGAGCUGCUGCAGACUAACACAGCCACCCCUACCAGGGACUGGGGUCCUAACCCAAGCCCCUCAAUGGGUAACCAGUGCUAGGACACUGGCCAGUAGGGGUCAACCUGAAGAGAGCCCCAGGGCAGCAGGGACAAGGAAGCUUCUCUCAGUUCAGCACUGGGCAGGUACCUACUUCUGUGGCAGAUGGGCAUUGUGCUUUGGCAAGCUCCUGCCAGUAGUGAGAGCAGCUGCAGGGAUCUUGUUCUGGUGACAGGAGGGGGUCUUGCUUUCCAACUGGGCAGCCUAGGGCUGGGCACUGGGGCUGGAUUUCUGAGGGGUGGGAGUCGGGGGGCUCAUUGCCCAGCUCUGCAAGCCAGGGCCGUUGGCUGGUGACUCUCUCUGGGGCAGGAGCUUGGCCUAGGCCUAACGUUUGGACGAAGUGGAGCUGCUGAGCCCUGCUGAGAAACUUGGUUGAGGGAAAUCUGGCAGGAUUCACUCAAGAUCCACCAGGGCUGUGAUUUUCCCCCAACACCCUACGAUGUGCUAUGAGGGCAUCUCCCUGGCUGACCAGCCCAGGGACCCUGCUGCCCCAGAGCCCCGUCAUGCAGAAAUGCAUUUCCUGAAUAGCUUUGGGCAAGGCCCGUCACCGCCAUGCCCUCCAGUCCCAUAUCCAGCACCAGGAGCUGCCACUGCACUGCCACUUCCCUGCCGGGCUACAGCCACUGCCACACCUAGGAGCCUAGGGAGGGCCUGCAUGUUCAAAGGGCACAGGUAGGGCCAUGCGUGCUGCUGCUCCCAGCCCCAGGUGUCAAGCUCUCCAUUGCCAUAGUGUGAGGUGGUACGCGGUUAACGGGGAUGUUAACAGAGCGGUUCCCUCUCUCUCUCCAAGCACAUGCACUCCACCCACGGGGUUUCCCCCAACAAUAAAGAGAAUGAUGGCACCAGGCCAA
Mauremys reevesii (Reeves's turtle) is the source of this 3126-nucleotide messenger RNA. RefSeq names its product ilvB acetolactate synthase like (gene ILVBL). The record is from RefSeq and is a predicted model, not a curated record. Gene Ontology annotation, molecular function: magnesium ion binding; flavin adenine dinucleotide binding; acetolactate synthase activity. Gene Ontology annotation, cellular component: acetolactate synthase complex. The transcript has 16 exons. Bases 172 to 2067 code for a protein of 631 amino acids. Gene Ontology annotation, biological process: L-valine biosynthetic process. Lineage: Eukaryota; Metazoa; Chordata; Testudines; Geoemydidae.